CUUUAGAAGAAAUCAGAGACGAGGAGAAGAAGAGAGAGAGAACCCUAGCUAAAUUUCCGAUGCAGAAUCUGAGAUCCGUCUUUGCGCAGCUGUACCGCGGAGGGAGAUCCACGGGGUCUCGCAAUUUCUCUUCACCGCCUGUGUCGGGAGCCGGAGGAAGAGAUUUGGCCAUCGUUGUGUGGACGAGUUUGGUUCGGAAUUGUACUACUAUGGGUCUUGUCUCAUCUACGUUGUUCGGAUAUGGCUGUUUCAUCGCCUCGGGAGUGGUGGAGGCAAGAAAAAAGUCGAACGCAGUUAAGGAACAAUUGAGACUCCGGAGGAUACGUCAUGACGAACUGAUAGCCAAGGCGAAGCGUGAUCUGCGGCUGGAUUAAUGAAUUCAGGAGAAAAAGUUUGUGUUUAGUUAUUGCUUGUGUUUUGAUGUUGCAUUGCUUUUGUCAUCUGUUUCUCUAUAAGAGAGGGAUCCCUCGAAAUAUUUAUGGAACGUUUGUGUUUAGUUCUUGUAUGUUUUUGUUGUGCACUACAAAAAUAAAAUAAUAAUCCAUGGCUGUUAUGUUGCA
Molecule: messenger RNA, 560 nt
Organism: Arabidopsis lyrata subsp. lyrata
Lineage: Eukaryota; Viridiplantae; Streptophyta; Magnoliopsida; Brassicales; Brassicaceae
Exons: 4
Coding region: 60-374 (104 amino acids)
Source: RefSeq, a predicted model, not a curated record